UCUCGAACACCGUACAUUAUUCAUCAAGACUAAGCGUUUCUAAUACUGGAAACUUAUAUAUUGCAGUGAAUUAUUCGCAUUCUACAUUCAAAAAACAAAAACCGUACUUGAAUAAAAACAAGUUUUUUGAUAUAACGCCAUUUGCUUCCAGUGGUAGUAUUAUUUCGAACGAUACUAAAGUCAUCUUACCACAAACAUUUUCACAACUACAAAAUCGUUGGAUUUCUACAUCUCCUUUAACUUCUACAACAAUGUCUCAUUCUAAAGUUGUUAUUAUCGGAUCCGGUCCUGCCGGCCAUACUGCCGCUAUCUAUUUGGCCCGUGGUGAAUUAAGCCCUGUCAUGUACGAGGGUAUGCUUGCUAAUGGUAUUGCCGCUGGUGGUCAAUUAACCACUACAACCGAUGUCGAAAACUUUCCCGGAUUCCCUGACGGUGUCAACGGUACUGAGUUGACUGACAAGUUCCGUGCCCAAUCCGAACGUUUCGGUACUACCAUCGUCAGUGAAACCGUUUCAAAAUUGGAUCUUUCCUCUCGUCCCUUCAAGUUUUGGUUAGAAGGUGCUGAAGAUGGUGCUCCCCUUACCGCUGACUGUGUCAUUUUGGCUACUGGUGCUUCUGCCCGUCGUCUUCACAUCCCCGGUGAAGAAAAGUAUUGGCAAGCUGGUAUCUCUGCUUGUGCUGUCUGUGAUGGUGCCGUCCCUAUCUACCGUAACAAGCCUCUUGCUGUCGUCGGUGGUGGUGAUUCUGCUGCUGAAGAAGCCCAAUUCUUGACCAAGUACGGCAGUAAGGUCUACGUUUUGGUCCGUCGUGAUAAGCUUCGUGCUUCUCCCAUCAUGGCUAACCGUUUGCUUUCCAACCCCAAGGUUGAAGUUCUCUGGAACACCGUUGCCGAAGAGGCUCAAGGUGAUGGUAAGCUCUUAAACAAUCUUCGUGUAAAGAACACCGUUACUGGUGAUUCUUCUGAUCUUCAGGUCAACGGUUUGUUCUACGCUAUUGGUCACAUUCCUGCUACCGAUCUUGUUAAGGGACAAGUUGAAUUGGAUGCUGAAGGCUACUUGCAAACUAUUAACGGUACUCCUCACACCUCCAUCCCAGGAUUCUUUGCCGCUGGUGAUGUUCAAGACAAGGUUUAUCGCCAAGCCAUCACUUCCGCCGGAAGCGGUUGCCAAGCUGCCCUCCUUGCUAUGCACUACAUCGAAGAGUUGGAAGAUCAAAAGUCCAACUAAAUGUCCAGCUUAUGAUUCCACCGUCUAUACUCUACCAUCAAUACAAUACCUCUACUUUUUAUCUUUUUGAAUUUGUUCGUCCUAUAUCUAUGAACGAGAACAUUUCAUUUUCAUAGACUACCGAGUUGCUCUUUCCUUGCUAAGAGCUAGAUUUUGUUUAAUUGGUUAUACUACUAAAUAAUACUAGAUAUAUUCAAUUCAUUUAUGUUAACUC
Messenger RNA from Schizosaccharomyces octosporus yFS286, 1440 nucleotides. Its product is annotated as thioredoxin reductase Trr1. The record is from RefSeq and is a predicted model, not a curated record. The coding region runs from base 252 to 1226 and encodes 324 amino acids. Gene Ontology annotation, biological process: removal of superoxide radicals. Gene Ontology annotation, molecular function: thioredoxin-disulfide reductase (NADPH) activity. The transcript has 2 exons. Gene Ontology annotation, cellular component: cytoplasm. Lineage: Eukaryota; Fungi; Ascomycota; Schizosaccharomycetes; Schizosaccharomycetales; Schizosaccharomycetaceae.